Messenger RNA from Penicillium subrubescens, 363 nucleotides. RefSeq lists its product as uncharacterized. Bases 1 to 363 code for a protein of 120 amino acids. The transcript has a single exon. Lineage: Eukaryota; Fungi; Ascomycota; Eurotiomycetes; Eurotiales; Aspergillaceae. The record is from RefSeq and is a predicted model, not a curated record.
AUGUCAAGAUAUCAAACCAUCGCAUCCAGAAUACCUCGCCUGAACCCCUUCUAUGCAAGACCCUUCCUGUCGAGCUCUACUACAACCACCCGGCAUCUAGGACGAGCACUCUACUCUACUCAGGGGUAUGGAGAUGGAAAAGGUGACCCGGCCGGUGAAAAUCCGACAGAGCAAGGCGUGAGCCAGCGGACUCGCGAGUUAGAACACCCAGGACCCGAGCAAUCGAAGAAAAAGUCUUCUUCAGACAGCAAGCGAGGUGCGCCCGAUACUUCAAAGAAAGGCUCAGAGCACACGUCAGAUAUCCCAGCUCGAUCGGCGAAGGAAGGACUUGAGAAUGAGAUUGCGAGAGGAAGGGGGCAAUAA